GUGGUGGUGGUGGUGGUGAAGGAGGUAGAGGCUGAAGCCGAGCAAGAGGCGGUCGCGGCGGGGUCGCGCGGUGCGCGGCCCUGAAACCCUGUAAUCCUGAAUUGAGACGGCUGCGCCUGAGGACAGCAGGAGUGGCGGGGCCGCCGCCGGCGCCGGAAAGAUGAGCCGGGAAGCCUGAGGCGGAGACGCCCGCCCUCGGGCCCGUCCGCCCGGCUUCCCCGCUCCGGGUACUGAAACAUGAAAGAGACUAUACAAGGGACCGGGUCUUGGGGGCCUGAGCCUCCCAGACCUGGCACAGCUUAUUCGAGCCCCAGGAGGGAGCGUCUUCGUUGGCCCCCACCACCUAAACCCCCUCUCAAGUCUGGUGGAGGGUUUGGGCCAGAUCCUGGGUCAGGGACCACAGUGCCAGCCAGACGCCUACCUGUCCCUCGGCCUUCUUUUGAUGCUUCAGCUAGUGAAGAGGAGGAAGAGGAGGAGGAAGAAGAUGAAGAUGAAGAAGAGGAAGUGGCAGCUUGGAGGCUGCCCACCAGAUGGGGUCAACUAGGAGCCUCCCAAAGGCCUCGUCCUCCCCGCCCCACUCAUCGAAAAACCUGCUCACAGCGCCGCCGCCGAGCCAUGAGAGCCUUCCAGAUGCUGCUCUACUCAAAAAGCACCUCGCUGACAUUCCACUGGAAGCUUUGGGGGCGCCACCGGGGUCGUCGGCGGAGCCUCACACACCCCAAGAACCAUCUCUCACCCCAGGAAGGGGGUGCAACGCCACAGGUGCCAUCCCCCUGCUGUCGUUUUGACUCCCCCCGGGGGCCACCCCCGCCCCGGCUGGGUCUGCUAGGUGCUCUCAUGGCUGAGGAUGGGGUAAGAGGGUCUCCACCAGUGCCCUCUGGGCUCCCCAUGGAGGAAGAUGGACUAAGGUGGACUCCAAAGUCUCCUCUGGACCCUGACUCGGGCCUCCUCUCGUGUACUUUGCCUAAUGGCUUUGGGGGACCACCUGGGUCAGAAGGGGAGCGCAGCCUGGCACCCCCUGAUGCCAGCAUCCUCAUCAGCAAUGUGUGCAGCAUCGGGGACCAUGUGGCUCAGGAGCUCUUUCAGGGUCCUGAUUUGAGCACUGGGGAAGAAGCAGAGCGGCCCGGGGAGAAAGCUGGCCAGCAUAGUCCCUUGCGGGAGGAGCAUGUGACCUGUGUCCAGAGCAUCUUGGAUGAAUUCCUUCAAACUUAUGGCAGCCUCAUCCCACUCAGCACUGAUGAGGUGGUAGAGAAGUUGGAGGACAUUUUCCAGCAGGAGUUCUCCACGCCUUCCAGAAAGGGCCUGGUACUGCAGCUGAUCCAGUCAUACCAGCGUAUGCCAGGCAAUGCCAUGGUGAGAGGCUUCCGAGUGUCCUAUAAGCGGCAUGUGCUGACCAUGGAUGACUUGGGGACCUUGUAUGGACAGAACUGGCUUAAUGACCAGGUGAUGAACAUGUAUGGAGACCUGGUCAUGGACACAGUUCCUGAAAAGGUGCAUUUCUUCAACAGUUUCUUCUAUGAUAAACUUCGUACCAAGGGUUAUGAUGGGGUGAAAAGGUGGACCAAAAAUAACCCUUGUGGCAAUUACCAGGACCCUUUUGUGUUCUACCUGACCUCAGCUGCUCUCUCUCAGGUGGACAUCUUCAAUAAGGAGCUACUGCUAAUCCCCAUCCACCUGGAGGUGCAUUGGUCCCUCAUUUCUGUUGACGUGAGGCAACGCACCAUUACCUAUUUCGACUCACAGCGCACCCUAAACCGCCGCUGCCCCAAGCAUAUUGCCAAGUAUCUACAGGCAGAGGCGGUGAAGAAAGACCGACUGGAUUUCCACCAGGGAUGGAAAGGUUACUUCAAAAUGAAUGUAGCCAGGCAGAACAAUGACAGUGACUGUGGCGCCUUUGUGUUACAGUACUGCAAGCACCUGGCCCUGUCUCAGCCAUUCAGCUUCACCCAGCAGGACAUGCCCAAACUUCGUCGGCAGAUCUACAAGGAGCUGUGUCACUGCAAACUCACUGUGUGAGCCUCGAGCCCCAGGCCCUGGGCCCGUUAAUGGGCAGAGGGACCUGGGAGACCCUCCCCAAGAUACUCCAGUUCCUUUCCUUUCCUGCCUCUCCCCAUCCAAUUCCCUUUGGUUUUUUCAUAUUUAAAUGUUUUAAUUGA
Molecule: messenger RNA, 2156 nt
Organism: Marmota monax (woodchuck)
Lineage: Eukaryota; Metazoa; Chordata; Mammalia; Rodentia; Sciuridae
Gene: Senp3
Product: SUMO specific peptidase 3
Exons: 11
Coding region: 238-2016 (592 amino acids)
Biological process (GO): protein desumoylation
Cellular component (GO): nucleus
Molecular function (GO): deSUMOylase activity
Source: RefSeq, a predicted model, not a curated record